AUGAAUGCAUCGUAAUCUUAGGAAAUGGGUGGCUAAAAUUCAUUGAUUGGAGAAAACAGCAUUAUUUAAUAGGAUGAAACCAGUCAUCAUUAGAAUAAUCCAAAUGAAGAUCAUCUAUUGAGAAAUUUGGACGAUAUUUAAGAAUAAGCCUAGCUUGAAGAUGAAUUAAAUGAAGCGAGCGCCAUAACUGAAUCUUUUGACAUUAAUAAAUCUCAAGACUAUGCAAGCAAAAGAGGUGUUGAUACAGACAGAUCUUUUUUGAAUCAAGGGACAAAAAGUUUAUCUAUGGCAUUAGGGCACAGUGAUAACGAUUUAAAAUUCUCCUCAAAGCACAAAGUGUAAAAAAAUUUAAAGCCUGACUCCUCAUUGAACAUGGAAGAGCUUAUGAUAAAUGGUGACAAUAGUCACAUUCUUGAGAAAUCAGAAUCAAGUGGGACAACAAUAAAGCAAAAAACUCAGAAAAAGACAUCUAAAUUUUAAGGUAUAAAGCAGAGUGCUGAUUAAAGUAACAAGGGCAGGUACUCAGUUUCAAUUGAUAAAUCCAAAAUUAGUUCAAACUCUUAGUAAAUGGAAUUGGGAUCCACUAGAGCAGCAAUUCCAGGUGAUGAAUACAAACUCCCUCCAGGAAUGAAAUAAAGAAGAGCAGGAUAACUUAAAAAUGCGUUCAGACAGUCAAUUGUUCCUAAGAAUCCUGGGCUUUAAUUGACAAACGAGGAGUUGGCUAAAAAGAUAGAAAAAGAAAGAUUGCAAUAGCUACAUGAGUCAGCUGAGAAACUUAAAACAAAAUUAUAAUAAAUUGGGAGAUGUGGAAUUUGUACUCUGAUGCCCCCGUGUAAACACACUGAGUUACUAGAAUAAUAGCUAAGAGAAAAAUAGCAACUAAUUCUUGAACAAGAACAAGCUGAGUUGAUGAACACUGAUAUUAGUGCUGAACUAGAUGAGCAUUAAGAGCGAAGGAAUAUCUAUCAUCAUGUCAAGAAAUAACAGACAGAAGCAAGUGACAAUGGUUAAAGUAAAAGCCCUGCAAAUAAGCAUAGAUCAGUUGAAGGGUCUCAAGGUGAAAACAGUCCAGAUAGAGUUAAAGUUGAGUACAUAAGUGAUAAUCCCCAGCCAUAUUCAAAAACUCUGGUAAUGUUUGGACAGAAGCAUCUAAGAGGAUCUUAUCAUCAUGGACAGGAUUAGUCGAGUAGGCUUAGUCCAUAUUCAAUUCUAAAGACUUCUAGAGAUGUAGACCUUGAUAGUGAGAUUCAAAAACUAAAGGGAAUGGGCUUUAAGAAUACUAGAGCUUCUGUUCUAAAAUAACUACAUCUAAGAAAACAAUUUGAAGAAAAUCCAAAUUUAGCAAGAUAUCCAAAGUCUAAACCUCAAAAUGAAUCUCUUAAUACUAGUUAAUUCAAUUUUAACUCAGAUCAAUAAGCAUAGCAUAACCCUUUCAGAUUAAAUCAAUCUGUUGACAUGAAAGAACUUGGUACUCUACAAAAUCCAUAGAUCAGAAUCAGGAAUAAGAGAGGUUAAUACGAAAGUGUUGACGGUAAUAGCGUAAAUUUCUCUCUUAGAAAGCAUGAGGAAAAUUAAGAUUAAAUGAAAUAUGCUGAAUAGAGACUGAGAGUAAUUGAAUAGAUAUCAAAAUACAGAGAAGAGAAAAUCAAAAGAGAGUUUAUGAAGCUAGAAGAGGAGCUAAAGAGGGAGGAGGAAAGAAUCAAGCAAGAAAAAGAAAAGGAACAUAGAAGAAGAUAGCAUAUGGAAGAUGCUAAGAGAAAAUUAGAAGAUUAUUAAAGAUUGAAAGAAGAGAAGGAUAGAUAAGAUAGAGAAAGAUAAGAUUAAAUGAGAUAAAGCAUUAAAUUAUAAUAGCUUCAAAUAAUAAAGCACAACGAUGAGUUGGCCCAAGGUUCCUAAGCAAAUAUGGAGAUAUCAUAAAUAUCAUCAAAUUCUAAAGAGAGGAAAUCAGUGUCUCCAAUUUAAGUCACAAGAUACAGAGAUCGAAAUUAUCAGAAUAAUCUAAUGGACAACAAGAAUUAUCACAUAAGGAUUGACAAGUAAUAAUGGUAGAUUAGUUAAGAGCAGCACAUGAGAAACCAGAGAGAGGUUUAUCCAAAAAUUGACAAUAAAGUUAUGGCAUAUGGAAUCUAUAACUAAAGUGUUAAGGUUAAGGAUAUUACAAGGCAAAGUGGAGGUUCAACAAAGCAAAGCAUGAAGAAGAAUUAAUUGAGAAAAUCGAUGAUCUAGUAUAUUCCUAUGGCUGAGAAGAUCAAGGCAUCUCAUAACAGCUCAUAGCUUAUCAGAGAAAUUAUGCAGAAUCAUAGUCAGAUUGAGACGAAUUAGGUAACAAAUAGAGGCGAUGAAAUAAGUGAAGCAUCAAAGCAAAGAUAGCAAAUGCAAACUAUUUGA
Molecule: messenger RNA, 2388 nt
Organism: Stylonychia lemnae
Lineage: Eukaryota; Ciliophora; Spirotrichea; Sporadotrichida; Oxytrichidae
Source: the annotation of a GenBank genome assembly